CAAUGAUUCAUCUUCUGAGAAUUUCAGCUGUGUCUUGCCUUUGCUUAUUUCACAAUACUGAGUGGCUUUUUAAUGACAUGAUUGCAUACACUGCAAGCACCUCCCAGAAGGUUUCUCUCUGGACUUGUGAGGAAAGGAACAGAGGUUAAAAGAAAAAGGACAAAAAACCUCCUUGGGGGAACAAUGGCGAGUUACAUCCACCAGCUCUUCAUUGUGGCUGCUGAUUUAACAUUUGCUUCGGCUGCCUCCUGUGUCCUUUACGGACUUGUCUGCGUGUGUCUUGGCAGUCUCAUCAGCUUGGCAAUCUUCCUCUGCUCCUUUGGGGCUGUAAAGAAUGUGAAGAGAGCAAUUGACCAGAUUGGGAAUGCGAUCCUGAUGAUGGUUGCUAAAAGUACCCUUGGAGGCUUGCUUUUGAAGAAACUAGACCCAGUGAGGUUUGGAGUGCAGGAAGUGUACCAUCUCCCAGAAGGAGACAAGGAUCCUGAUCCAGAGAAGGAGUGUUCUUCAAAAACCAAGGUGGCACAAUUGCCAGAGGCAGAGGAGAAAUAUCAGAAGGUGAUGCAUGCCCGGACUGAGAGCCAGCUCUCUCUGAAAGGAGUGUCUGGAGUGAUGAAGAAACCUUCAGUCAUGGUAUGCGAAAAGGAAGGAGAAACUCCAAAUGAAUAUGAAAGAAAAUCCAUGUCUCGUAAACAAAAGAAUGGCUUCCUGUCUCCUGCUCUCUUCAUUGCCCUCCUCUGGGCUCCAGUUGACAUAAUGUGCCCAUGUCUGAAAAAGAUAACUUACCAGUUUCUUGCUGCCCUACAGAAAUCUCAAGACUGACAGUCUGGUGAAAAGAUGUCAGAAGGUUAACUGCGGGGAUAGGUGAUCGAAGAUGAAAGGAAACAAUGAAGAAAAUCCUGUUGGAAAGCUUUUGGAAAUUCAGCUGUCACCACACAUGGAGCUUGGGAUGAGCUAAAUGCUGGCCUUUCAGCUCUCACACUAUAACUCACAAUUGUCUCAAUGAAUUUUCCUUCCGGCAAUGACUCAGAUCAAUACACAAGAGCAUCUAUUUCUCAAGAAGGAAGGCUUCUGGGAGGUAAUUCCUUUCUGCCUCUGCAGGCAGACAACACCUGAGGACAUCCAGGGUGCAAGUGAUGCUAAUGAUGAUGGAAGUUUCCUCUCCCACACAAUCAGCCCAUGAGGUCCACUGGUAAUGCUGCAGACAGAGGAAAACUCAGAAACACAACACAGAUCCUUUGUGCUUUUGCCAGUGGACAUUCUAUGAUAGAAAAAGAUACUUUGGGGAGUCAUUUCAGCAGGUUUCCAGGUGUAUUUUAAAAACUUGAAUGGUUUUAAAAUGGAAUGUCUGAUUACAUCCUUGUGUGUUAUAUUCGUACAUAUGCCAGCAAAUGUGCCACGGUAUUUUGACAUACAGUAUUUGCAAUGGCCUAUGGCUAAAAGCAAUAAAACAUUUCAGAUUCAAAGUUGCUGUUGGUAAUGUUCAGCCUUUCACUGAAUCAAUGGAACUGAAUAAAAAUACUGGCCUGAUUUACUAGGAAAUAUUAAUAAUUUGUAAAAUACUGUGUUUAUGUUUAACAUGGCUUUGUAUUUUUAAAAAAUAAAAACAAAAAAGCAUAUAACUUUCCUCUUCUCGCUCUACAAAUAGUUUGACUUCUAUGGAAAAAACUGUAGAGUGCUUUAUUUUAGAAAUGCUUCACACAAUUUAGGCUUUUUCAUAGACCUAACCUUUCCUCUCCUCUUUCCCCCUCCUCUUUUUUCU
Molecule: messenger RNA, 1759 nt
Organism: Sceloporus undulatus (fence lizard)
Lineage: Eukaryota; Metazoa; Chordata; Lepidosauria; Squamata; Phrynosomatidae
Exons: 4
Coding region: 184-819 (211 amino acids)
Source: RefSeq, a predicted model, not a curated record